Messenger RNA from Magallana angulata, 1176 nucleotides. Its product is annotated as SUMO-conjugating enzyme UBC9-B. Gene Ontology annotation, cellular component: nucleus. Gene Ontology annotation, biological process: protein sumoylation. Gene Ontology annotation, molecular function: SUMO conjugating enzyme activity. The transcript is spliced from 7 exons. The coding region runs from base 101 to 583 and encodes 160 amino acids. The record is from RefSeq and is a predicted model, not a curated record. Lineage: Eukaryota; Metazoa; Mollusca; Bivalvia; Ostreida; Ostreidae.
AAGCACUCGAAGGCCUCAGAUGAAUAAUCACGUGACAAUUUAGAGCGAAAAUCCUCAACUUUGCUAUUUGUUAGUUAUCCAAUUUUUAUGAAAGAUAGAUAUGUCCGGAAUAGCCAUUGGAAGACUUAGUGAAGAGCGAAAAGCCUGGAGGAAGGACCAUCCAUUUGGAUUUGUUGCAAGGCCAGCAAAAAAUCCAGAUGGCACUUUGAAUUUACUGAACUGGGAAUGUGCAAUACCAGGCAAAAAGGGGACCCCCUGGGAAGGAGGACUUUACAAACUAAGGAUGUUGUUCAAAGAAGAUUACCCCAGCUCUCCUCCAAAGUGCAAGUUCGAGCCCCCAUUGUUUCACCCCAAUGUGUACCCUUCGGGUACAGUCUGUUUGUCUCUGCUGGACGAGGAAAAAGACUGGCGACCGGCGGUCACCAUCAAACAGAUAUUGCUGGGUAUUCAGGAACUUCUGAAUGAGCCCAAUGUCAAAGAUCCGGCUCAAGCCGAGGCUUACACGAUAUAUUGUCAAAAUCGGGUGGAGUAUGAGAGGCGUGUUCGGGAUCAGGCUGUCAGAUUCCGUGAUCCAUCAUUAUAGCUAGAAUCAUGUGUCGAAUAUUUCAGGGAAGAUACUGUGUUUCAUCGGUCUAUAAACUUCAAGCACAGACAAAGUGAUAAUCAAGUCUACAUCAAACGCUUGAACUUCAGUGCUCUUGUGUUUAUUAUAAUCUGCAAGAAACUACAAGAAAUUAUCAACAUUGCUCUUUAGUGCUUUCGCUACAGUCCGAUCUGAAAUUGUUUAUGUGUAUUGAUGUAUCUUAUCGUACAGCUCUCAUGGUGAAGCUUUACAACAACUGUAAGAACUUACAUGGUUGAAUUUGGAACUCUUACCAAUGUAUUGUGCUCUUAUGAUAUAAAUAUGUUCUCUUAUUUUCAUCCUGGACAAGAAAUCUCUGUUCAUUUCGAUUCUUUCUUGUUGUGUGUUCUAACUGUGUAAUGUUUGGUGAAUAUUAAUCUGUUUACUAGUCGUGAUUCGGUUAAAUUUGGUGUUUAGAUUUUCUUGUAUAUACAUGUACAAGGAUUAUGUUUAUUAUAUAUGAAAAAUAAAGGUAAAUUUUGUAAUUGAUUUCAAAUCUACCCAACAAAUUUUAAAUCAAAUUUAUAAAGUUAUUAAUAAAGAAAUAAAAAGAA